AUGGGAGGCAAGGUGAGAAGGCAGAACAAGUUCAAGCAUGUGAUCUUGGCGCCCUUUAGGAUCAUGUGCAAAGCCAAGAACUUUUAUAUGAAGGGCAUGGAAGACUUUGCCGGCCGGGUGAGCCAAGGGGGAGGAGUUAGCGGGCCUGGGGCGGCUCAGGUCCCGACCGUGCCAAGGAGCUUCUCCAAGAGGAAUGAGGAUGAUGAUGAGGAUUACCGGGAGCUUCUCCGGUCAGUCUCCAAGAGGAACGCCGAGAGGCAGCAGGCGAUGGGAGUAACGGGACCCCCUAGUGGUGUGACUGGCAUGGGAGGGAUGAGGAGUUACAGUGUUGGGAUAGGGAAGAUCGGGAGGAUCGAUGAGGAGACGCCUUGCAAGUUCGAGGAAGUUCCUCCGAGGGCGGAGUCACUGUACCCUAGGAGCAGAAGCCAAGCUGUUGGCAGGAGAAACGCCAUGUUUUACUAA
Molecule: messenger RNA, 462 nt
Organism: Punica granatum (pomegranate)
Lineage: Eukaryota; Viridiplantae; Streptophyta; Magnoliopsida; Myrtales; Lythraceae
Source: RefSeq, a predicted model, not a curated record